Molecule: messenger RNA, 1713 nt
Organism: Rhea pennata
Lineage: Eukaryota; Metazoa; Chordata; Aves; Rheiformes; Rheidae
Gene: CRYZ
Product: crystallin zeta
Exons: 9
Coding region: 114-1097 (327 amino acids)
Cellular component (GO): cytosol
Molecular function (GO): quinone reductase (NADPH) activity; zinc ion binding; NADPH binding
Source: RefSeq, a predicted model, not a curated record
GAGCGCAGCUCCGCUCCCCGCCGCUCUUCUCCUCGCCGCGUAUCGCCGCGUAUUGCCGCGCCGCGCCGCCAGAAGCGCUCGGAGAUAUUCAGAUCAUUCAAAUUGCUCUGGCAAUGGCAAGAAAUAUGAUGAGAGCUGUCAGAGUUUUUGAAUUUGGUGGCCCUGAAGUGUUGAAACUCCAGUCAGAUGUCCUAAUUCCUGUUCCAAAAGAAAAUCAGGUAGUAAUUAAAGUCCAUGCCUGUGGGGUAAAUCCUGUGGAGACAUAUAUUCGUUCUGGGACUUAUGCUAGAAAACCAGCUUUACCUUAUACUCCUGGCUCAGAUGUGGCUGGUGUUAUUGAACGUGUUGGAGAACAUGUGACUGCGUUCAAGAAAGGUGAUAGGGUUUUUACUACUGAAACUGUCUCUGGCGGAUAUGCAGAUUAUACUGUUGCUGCAGCUAAUAGAAUCUUUCCUUUGUCGGAUAAAUUGGACUUCAAGCAAGGUGCAGCAAUUGGAAUACCCUAUUUCACUGCUUACCGUGCUCUCUUCCAAAAAGGACGUGCCAAAGCAGGGGAAAGCGUGCUAGUCCAUGGUGCGAGUGGGGGAGUGGGAAUAGCAGCAUGUCAGAUUGCCAGAGCUUAUGGUUUAAAGGUUUUGGGUACAGCAGGAACUGAGGAAGGCAUGAACACAGUUCUGAGGAAUGGUGCUCACCAAACGUUUAAUCACAGAGAAGCUAAUUAUAUUGAUAAGAUUAAGGAAUACACAGGGACUAAAGGAGUUGAUGUAAUAAUAGAAAUGCUGUCUAACAUCAAUCUUGCUAUUGACUUGCAUCUGUUGUCCUGUGCGGGAAGGGUGAUGGUUGUGGGCUGUAGAGGUCCUACUGAGAUAAAUCCGAGAGACACUAUGAGUAAAGAAUCUAGCAUAAUAGGAGUUAGUCUGUUUCUUGCAACUGAGGAAGAAAGAAAUGAAUGUGCAGCAUCAGUCCUUGAUGGUAUAGAAGCUGGCUGGCUGAAACCAGAAAUAGGCUCCAUAUAUCCAUUGGAGAAUGUAGCUAAGGCUCAUGAAGACAUUAUUCAUAGCAGUGGUGCUCGAGGAAAGAUGGUGCUCCUUCCAUAAAGUCUUUUUCUUUCUUUUUUUUUGGGGGGGGGGGGGGUAUAGGUGCUCUAAUUGUACCUUUGCCUACCCAAAUCAUUGACCAUAUUUUACAAAAUAUGCUAUUGAUCAUGUUUCAUAAUAACAGCGGAUGGUGACCUGCAUAUAUUUCAUUAACAAUCUAUUCUGUAUCUGUAAUGAGCAGAGUUGCAUAUACUUUAAAGAAAUUUUUGUGGCUUUUUUGACUGAUAUGAAAAUACCUUUGCUGACAUACCCUUGUGGCAGAGGGGAAACUAAUACCUAAGCUAGAACUUGACUUAACGCUCUAACUUGAAACCAUGUUCAGGCUGCUGGAAAGUGGUAGGUAGUAUAGAAUGAAGCUUUUGGUCUGCAGCCUGAAAAACGCAAAUAACUAGGUUUCUGUAGAUUCUUUAGCCACAAAAUUUUCUCAUUUAUCUUUUGUCACAGAAUUUGUUUGGAAUCAUAACUUUGAAUAUCAAAAUAUUUCACUUUCCAGCUCUAAUGAUGGCUGAAGAGUCUCUCAAAUAUACAUUGUGUAUGAACAAAAGCAAUUUUAUUUUCCUGUACUUGACUUAGUAUCUGAGGUGUAAGUGUCCUAGUAAAUUCGAAGAGAAAAUGA